Molecule: messenger RNA, 936 nt
Organism: Callorhinchus milii (elephant shark)
Lineage: Eukaryota; Metazoa; Chordata; Chondrichthyes; Chimaeriformes; Callorhinchidae
Gene: klhdc3
Product: kelch domain containing 3
Exons: 4
Coding region: 179-436 (85 amino acids)
Cellular component (GO): cytoplasm
Molecular function (GO): chromatin binding
Source: RefSeq, a predicted model, not a curated record
UAGAUGGGCUGUAGGAGGGCGGAGGUGUAUAGAGGAGCUGCGAGGGGUGGGUGGGGGAGUUGGCGUGUGGGGCCACAGCUGAUUUCACUGUGUUUGCUCGGUUACAGAGAGCUCGAGCUGGAGCAAGAUUGAGCCGAAGGGGAAGGGUCCAUGCCCGCGGCGGAGGCAGUGCUGCUGUAUGGUGGCUGACAAAAUCAUUCUGUUUGGAGGCACCAGCCCGUGCCCAGAACAAGGAAUGGGUGAUGAGUUUAACCUGAUGGAUCACUCCGACUUGUAUAUGCUGGACUUCAGUCCCAGUCUGAAGACACUAUGCAAGUUGGCAGUGAUCCAGUACAGCCUGGAUCAGUCCGUGCUGCCCCACGAUAUCCGGUGGGAGCUGACAGCAAUGACAACCAACAGCAAUAUUAGUCGCCCCAUCUUCUCUUCUCACGGCUGAGUGGACCUCUCGCCCGUGGCUCUGAACAGGAGGCUGGUUCACUCCUGUCUUGUAUCGGAGGAAGGGGGCUUCGUUCUCAUUGUAUUUCACACUCCCAACCGUUCUCUCUAUCCUCCACCCAAAAAAAUCAAACGUUCACCUCACCACGUCUUCAAGGACUGAAAAGCCUCUCGGGUUUCUACGCAGUGUGAAUACUGCAGUGACAUACGUGUGUGUGUGUGUGCGUGCGUGCGCAGAGCGCAAGCUCCAUUCACGGUGUGCGCGAAGGCGCUUUGAAGGCAAACGCAGCUGAGCGCAUCUCCUCUCGCAUAUACCUCACCCACCUUGCCAAAAAACAGGGUUGAAUGGAAGGAAACCCCCUCGCUCAUCCUCUCCAGAUGUGGAUAUAGCGCUGUGACGGAGUGUGAUUUUUAUAUAUAUAUAUCUAUAAAUAUAUGAAUAUAUAUAGACCUGUCUGCACAACAGAAAGGAACAAUAAAAUCAUAAGUUUGCUACCAUAA